Molecule: messenger RNA, 1143 nt
Organism: Talaromyces atroroseus
Lineage: Eukaryota; Fungi; Ascomycota; Eurotiomycetes; Eurotiales; Trichocomaceae
Exons: 3
Coding region: 1-1143 (380 amino acids)
Biological process (GO): mRNA alternative polyadenylation
Cellular component (GO): mRNA cleavage and polyadenylation specificity factor complex
Molecular function (GO): mRNA binding
Source: RefSeq, a predicted model, not a curated record
AUGGCUGAGGACGAUAACUUUGAUCUUGACAUUUACGGAGAUGGGGGCUACAAUGGCCAGGAAGGCCCCGAGUUGAUUCUGGAUGCCCCAGAGACGAACGGCCACGAAGGUGGAGAGGCCCAGUACGGUACUGAUAAUGCACAGACAGCAAACGGCCAUGAUGUCUCGCAUGAAAAUCUGGGCACUGGCCAGAAUGUCACUCAAAACCACCACCAGCAGCCCGUACAACAAGGCCAGAAGCGCAAGGAGAUAUCUUCGUCCGAAGACCGGCCAACUGACCCAAAUGCUACAACUGCUCUCUUCGUCUCGGAAUUGUUCUGGUGGACUACUGACGACGACAUUCGCGGUUGGGUAAGAGAAGCCGACGCCGAAAAUGAAUUGAAAGAUGUCACAUUCAGCGAACACAAAGUGAAUGGAAAGAGCAAAAGUCAAGCAUAUGUUGAAUUCACAACUUUACAAGCUGCCACAGCGGUUAAGCAUUUGAUCGAGCACUACGCCAAUACUGGCCAACCAGGUCGUAAACACAGCGCCAACUACACUAACCCACAUCAGAACCCAUUCCGCACACUUCCAAAGGAUGCUCCUGCCCGUAAGGAUGACCGCAAUAGCAGACAAUUCAACCAAGUUGGCAAUCAGAACAUGAACUACGGUAUGACCAACAUGGCUGGCGGUGGGGGCUUCCGUGGUGGACGUGGAGGGUUCAACCGUGGUGGUGGCAUGGGCUAUAACAAUCGCAAUUUCUCCGGAGGUAUGAACAGUGGAUUCCAAGGCGGCGGUGGUCCUAUGGGUGGAGGCUUCCAGAACAACAUGGGUGGAGCUAUGGGUAACUAUGGCGGCUUUAACAACCGCGGUGGAAACAUGAUGGGCGGUGGGAUGCGUGGGGGUCCUAACAUGCGUGGUCGUGGCGGUAUGGGCGGCGCCCCUAACAUGAUGGGCAUGGGAAUGAAUCCGAUGGGAGGAAUGGGUAUGAAUCCUGCAAUGACUGGGGGAAUGAAUCCUAUGAUGGGCAAUAUGGGCAUGGGAUUUCAAGCGGGAAAUUUCAAUCCCAAUUUCGGCGGUGGCUUCCAGGGCAACCCUCAGAUGGGUGGUGGCGAUCAGGGAUCCUGGAAUCCUCACGGUGCGAAGAGGACAAGGCAGGAAUAG